AUGGCGGCUUCACUCCGCCGGCAAGAAGUCCUUUGGGAGAUUAUGGCCAAUACUUACAGUCCUAAUCUAUGCGCAGACGGCUUCAUCAAUCUGGGUAUUGCAGAGAACGGCCUGAUGCAGGCCGAGCUGCUCGCACAUAUCAAAAAGAAGUUUGAUCCUCAACGUACUGCCUUAUCAUAUGGAGAGGGCCCUAACGGAAGCGCGAGGCUCAGGGCAGCGGUGGCUUCCUUCAUCAACUCAAUAUUCUCCCCAUUCACCCCAGUUGAUGCUAGUCACAUAAGUGUCUCGAAUGGGGUAACGGGCUCUAUCGAGCGUUGUGCAUUCGAACUAGGCGAUCCGGGGGAUGCCUUCCUUCUUGGCCGCCCUUACUAUGGGGCUUUCCCAGCUGAACUGGGCGAUCGAGCACAGAUCCGCACAAUUCCAGUGUCAUUUGGGGAAGUCGAUCCUUUUGGACUUGCUGCUGUGUCCAUAUACGAAAGUUCGAUCAUUGAUGCGCAUGCAAGAUCUCAACGGGUGCGAGCUCUGUUGCUCUGCAAUCCGCACAACCCCCUUGGACGGUGCUACGCAAAGGAGGUCCUUACUGCAUUGAUGCGGUUGUGCCACAAAUACCAGAUUCACCUGGUCGUGGAUGAAGUGUAUGCCCUGAGCACCUUCCGGAACCCGGAGAACCGACAGGCAGUGCCAUUCACGUCGACUCUCACCAUUGAUACCACAGGAAUCAUCGACCCCGCGCUGCUGCACGUAUUCUGGGGCAUGAGCAAGGACUUUGGCUGCAACGGCCUGCGCAUAGGCUGCGUCAUUUCUCAGGCCAACCGGGCUUUGAUAGCCGCCCUCGACGCACAUGCUCCUUAUUGCUACCCAGCUGCUUUCCUCGACUAUAUCGCGUGUACGGUCUUGGAGGAUCACGAGUUCGUCACAGCAUACAUCAUUGAGAAUCGCAGGCGCCUUGGGGAGAACUAUGCCAUAAUAGCGACCUUUUUGAAUAAGUUCGCCAUUCCCUUCUUCCGGGGUACCAAUGCGGGAUUGUUCGUGUGGGCCAAUUUGGGAGCAGCAUGGUCAAGACGGCGGCAGGAUAAGACUCGAUAUCAUCUGGGAGGGACAUGUAAUGGUAUCAAAUGUCUCAAGGAAAAGUUGACGGUGGAUUCCGAAGAGCUUCAACGUGAUCUUGAUGUGAACAUGGAGGUUCAACGUCGACUCCUCGCCGAGAAGGUGUACAUCAUUGAUGGAGAUGAGCUAGGAAGUGAGGUGCCAGGAUGGUUCCGCAUAGUAUUUGCUCAACCGAAGGACAUAUUGGAGAAGGGUCUGAAUAGGAUUGCCAGUGCAUUCGAUAUGUAA
Molecule: messenger RNA, 1335 nt
Organism: Thyridium curvatum
Lineage: Eukaryota; Fungi; Ascomycota; Sordariomycetes; Thyridiales; Thyridiaceae
Exons: 1
Coding region: 1-1335 (444 amino acids)
Biological process (GO): biosynthetic process; amino acid metabolic process
Molecular function (GO): pyridoxal phosphate binding; transaminase activity
Source: RefSeq, a predicted model, not a curated record